AUGACCGAUAGACGAAGAAUAUUGGGGCCAUUGGACGCUUCUCCGCUAACCUUUGAGUCUGAAUCAGUUAUUUCGGCUCUUGAAGGGGAGGCGAGCUCCAAGUUUCAACUGAAAAAGUUGCAUGUAUCUCAGCCAUCAUCUGGCGAUGAUAAGAUUUUUGUUGACAUGGGAUUAGUAACAAAUUGUGAAGGAUCCUGCUAUAUGGAAAUAGAUAAUACUCUUAUACAGGUAUCUGUUUAUGGGCCUAGGCCGAUUCGUGGGUCUUUCAUUGAUACUGCAACUCUUUCUGUCGAAUGUAGGUUUCUUCCUUUCCUAACGGAGUCUAAAGAAUUUGCCAACGGUAAUGGAAGGAAUAGUCUCACAGAAAUAGAGCAAAGACUAUCUUCUUUUGUGUACAGCUGCUUUGUGAACACAAUCAUUCUUUCCAAGUACCCAAAAUCGUCGAUAGACAUUUUCAUUAAGGUUAUUUCAGUGGAUUCCUAUGACACAAAUUUCAUCAAGCUAACUAACUACCUCGUUAAUUGUGCUUCCUUAUCGAUAGUAGACGCCCAAAUCGAAGUGAAAGAUAUAAUAACAGCAGGAUACAUUCCAACUUCCAUAGUGACCAGUUUUACUAAUCUUCAUUUGCCUAACGACAAGAUUGUAGGUUUAUACAUCUCCGACGAUACAGAUGCCGAAAUCGACGACGAAAAAGUUUUGUCUAGCAUGAUAAUGGAAUGCAACAAGAAAGCAAGAGACCUGCGAUCCAGCCUAAACAAGUAUCUAAUUCAAUUGGUCAAGUAA
Komagataella phaffii GS115 is the source of this 783-nucleotide messenger RNA. RefSeq names its product exosome component. The transcript has a single exon. Gene Ontology annotation, cellular component: cytoplasmic exosome (RNase complex); nuclear exosome (RNase complex); nucleolus. Lineage: Eukaryota; Fungi; Ascomycota; Pichiomycetes; Pichiales; Pichiaceae. The coding region runs from base 1 to 783 and encodes 260 amino acids. Gene Ontology annotation, biological process: rRNA catabolic process; nuclear mRNA surveillance; U4 snRNA 3'-end processing. The record is from RefSeq and is a predicted model, not a curated record.